CUCCAUUUUGGAAAAACAGCUGUUUGAAGACACAACCUUUUUUUUUUCUUCUUCUUCUUCUUCUCCUCCGCGUUCUUUGCGGACAGAACCCGGAGAGAAACGCUGUGAUACCCGCGGUGUGCGCGUGUUUUUCACGCUCUCCUCUCUCGGAUUCGGCUCCUCGGUCCGGAUCGCUUGCUUCGUAUUUUUCUUUCUUUUUUUUGUCCGACCGCCAGGAAACUUAACUGGGGGAGAAUCCAUGGUGCUCCAUCUCCAUUGUAACAAGUGGAUAUCAGGAGGCGACCCGACCAAGGUGUAAUGAGAGCACUGGUCAUGGACAGAUGAUGGACGUGGAGACGUCGUACUCGGACUUCAUCAACUGUGAUCGCACAGGCCGCAGGAACGCUGUACCCGACCUCGCGGGGAAAGGGGAGGGGGAAGGAGCGGCCAGCACCAGUGAACUCACCAAAGACCUGGCAGGGAUGGACCUGAAGGCUGCAGAAGGAGACCCGGGGGCCUCUCCGGCCCCGGAGGCCGAGGGCUCCACCAGCCAAGAAACCCAGGGAGGUGGAGGUCCAUCCUAAACUCCGCCUGAGACCAAAGGGAGUGAAGAGCAGAGAGGAAGCUAGCGAACGUGGAGAGACAUGGAGGAAGGAUAGAGUGUGUGUAUUGGUCGUCCCGACCGGAGACGAGGACACUUAUGCGCUCGCCGCCGGCAUGUUUGGAGCAUCGGCGGCCCAAAUGUUUCGCCUUUUCAUUGGCUCAGAUUGUAACGUGCGGAGCAGAACUGACCAUUGAGAUGUUGCUCUUGUGCUCCAGGAAGCACAGGAACUCUGGAGUCAUGUCUGCGGAGAUGAACUGAGCUGAACAGAAUUCAUUUACAACACUCACAAACAUUGUUCCGGCCUCGCGUGGGACCGCGUCUCGCAGGGCGUAUUCAUAAUCAUCCGUUUGUCUCUUUCUUUCUGUGUACGCUCGCGCGUUUGUGACGCUCUUGUCCUCGUCAUUUUUUUUUGUUUAGUAACAAGACAUAGUCGCCAUUAUGCUGUCGUGUACGGACUUCAUAUUUAUUGCUUAAUGUUCAGUGAUAACCUUUGUGAUAGCCAAUUUCUUUAUGUAAUAAAAUACUUAUGAAUUACUGUCA
Gasterosteus aculeatus aculeatus (three-spined stickleback) is the source of this 1123-nucleotide messenger RNA. It is a transcript of the gene pkig, whose product is annotated as protein kinase (cAMP-dependent, catalytic) inhibitor gamma. Gene Ontology annotation, biological process: negative regulation of protein kinase activity. Gene Ontology annotation, molecular function: cAMP-dependent protein kinase inhibitor activity. Lineage: Eukaryota; Metazoa; Chordata; Actinopteri; Perciformes; Gasterosteidae. The record is from RefSeq and is a predicted model, not a curated record.